Messenger RNA from Hypoxylon fragiforme, 1755 nucleotides. RefSeq lists its product as uncharacterized. The coding region runs from base 157 to 1128 and encodes 323 amino acids. Gene Ontology annotation, cellular component: membrane. NCBI's taxonomy places the organism in Eukaryota, Fungi, Ascomycota, Sordariomycetes, Xylariales, Hypoxylaceae. The record is from RefSeq and is a predicted model, not a curated record. Gene Ontology annotation, biological process: transmembrane transport. The transcript has a single exon.
AUUCUGUUCUCCAGGUCUUCAACUUAAAAUUACCCCUAUCUGGGAGUGGCACUAAAGCCAAUGGAUGGAUAGGUCAUCAAGGAGACAUGCCCGUCGAUGGGACUACUUUCAACCAUUCAAGUAAGUUGUUAAUCAGGUCUACUCCAACGAAACCAAAUGCUUCAUACCAACAUCUUAGACUGGGACAGCACAAUACCGUGGACUUACCACGACCCCGUCGCAGCCAGAACGUACACGCAGAGCGGCAUCUUCAUCUCUCUCGGCGUUGACGCUCGAGACUGCAACCUCCCCCGGUUUAGCUGGCUCGAGCAAACACCCAUCUACCUGAACCCGCCCAGUAUGAUGAGGCUCGAUCAAGCAAGUGCCAGUCCCAACCAGACCGAGUCAGCCUUCGUCAUUGAUGCCAGCCAGCACAGUUCUCCCGGACUAGCAAAAACCUUCAACGGCUUCCUCUUGUUCACCGCUCUUACAUGUGCGAUUUCGAAUCUGUAUCUCGCUUCGAGAACAUUAUUUGGCCUGACGAACCAGCUGCAGAGUGGUUCUAAAGACUGGUACAUUAACGUGCUCACUUGGUUUGGGAAGACUAACAGUUACCGAGUUCCCAUUUGGGCCAUGACGGGUUCUGCUUUUGCUUUCGCGUGGGCGCCAUUCCUACAGCUAUAUAGGCAAGCAGGGAGAACUGCCCCCGGGAUUGGCAGCGCGAGUUCCCACGCCCCAGCGCUUUUUCAACACCUCCUUAACAAAGUGUUACCCAGUUUGUCGACAUACUCUCAGCGAUGGACAGCGUUGGUGCGCUUAUCGUCUGGGCUUGCCAAUGCUGGGCAUUCAUUCAAUACUAUCAUUGGUGAGUUUGAUAUAAUACAACCGGGCUGUUUCUCACGAGGUUCAUGCAUGUCGAACCGCGGGGGUGAAGAUGACUAUCCAUAUUAUAGUAAUGGGCAGCCGCUUACAGCAUAUUUGAGUUUGUCAGGCUGUCUACUCAUUUUUGUCGUAGUCAACGGUUCUACCUUAUGGUCGGGCUUUUAUGCGGCCCCAUUCCUAUCUUCGUACCUCCCAGUAAGUUGGCCCACAACCCCUUUGCCAAUGGCAGUAUCUAAAACGAGAGCACUUAGGUUAUCAUAUUCCUAGUGCUUUGGGCGCUGCUGAAGGUUUUUCGAAACGGACACCGAAGGCUUGUUAACCUUUCGGAUCUACCUAGAUACAGUCAUGAAUAUUAUCCACAAGUUGGAACAUUUAACCUUUGCGGGAUUUCAUAACGAGCCGACGUCUGACGAAACUGAGGGUUCGUCUACAUGGCUGCCUUCUGUCGUUUCAGAUUGGUUCUUUCGCAAGGGAGACGCGAGUCAAGUGGUCAACAUACCCCUGAGAAACAUUUAAGCCUGGCUUCUAUCUCCGACGAAGAAAUUUGCAAUGCAAUAGCUUGUAUGAUUCGCUGUAAUGUUUUCCUAAACAGAACAAUAAAUAGACAUCAAAGAUGAAAAAGAAAAAUUAAAUCUAAAAAUAGGAGGCUAAAUCCAGGGUACCUAGUGUUGGAAACGAAAAAAAGGAAGAAAAAAAAGAGUUUUCCACGCACUAUAUUCCCUUAGUGUACUAUGUAGGCCACUCAUUACGUACCUAGUACUAUUCAUAUACCGAAUUUUCCUGUCACACAUCCACAAAUCAAUCAUACAAAGGCCGCUUGGCCCAAUGGUAAGGCGUCUGACUACGACGGAACAUGUGCAAGCAUGAAUCGUUCAGGUUAUCAGGAGAUUCUGG